GGUCACUGACCCCGCCUGCCUGCUGACAAUCGCUACAGAAUGGCGGCUCUUUUGGAAUCGCUGCUUCUGAGAAAAGUGGACGUGAACAAGGUCUUGGACUGGUUAAAACAGCCGGAGGGUGAACGCUUGGUUUUCAGUGAGGUUGACAUAACGGCUCAUAAGCAGGAGUUCGUCCCAUUUCUUCUGAACUUCCUUCGAGAUCAGAGCAGCCAAGCCCUCACACAUGGACCCGCCACGCCUGCCAAGACCCCGAGCCGGACCAGAACCGCCAAUCAUGCAGAGUCCGACCGAAGAGGCUGCAGAUCAGCUGGCAGCGCCGCCGGCUCUCGGAGUGCAAGUCGUGUGCAGCUAUUCUCUCCUGGGCCUGCGGUGUCUCCCGGAACCGAGUGGGAGUCGAGUCACGGUGCGAGUGGCCUCAGUGCCUUCAGCAGCCCCUCCUUCUCCUCAGCGUCGAGUCCAGCUUUCAGACAUACCGGGUCCGACCGCCGGCCCAGUGGGCGCAUCAGUCUCGGCGACUACAUGCUUUCCCCUCCUGACCAGCAGCACAGCCCCAGCUUUCAGCCUCAAAAGGGACGGAGGAGAACUAGUGGGGGACCUGCUAGUGGAGGUCAACUAAGACAUGGAGGUGGGCGAGGGGGGCAUCAUGGGGAUGAGGCAGGACGGUGGGAGAGUGGUGGGAGGAGAUCAAGUCGAGGAGGGUUCAAUAGAAUCAUGGAGCAGGUGUCACCACCGGCUGUGGGCCAGCUUAACUUUAACAACCUGGAAGACUUCCCUCCCGUUGGAGCUUCUCCUGGUUCUCUUUCGAGCUCCAAACCUUCUCGGAGAAUCAACCCCACGCCAGUGAGCGCAGAGCGACCACAUUCUAAACCAAAGACCUGUUUCACUUCAACUCCGUUCACCAAAGCCACGAGUCCACCAGUGGGCGAUGGGGUGCUGGAGAAGUCUUCCAUGAUAGUGACCAGCCCUUUGAGUCUCAAAGAAGAGAGAGAGCUCCUCAAGAUGGAAAAGUCCAAACGGGCGCACGAGGUUUGCUCUCCACUAAAACCAGACCCUAGCACGCCCACAAAGUCUGGACUUAGGACAGGAUCUAAGAAUACACCUGAUCUUCAACGACCUUCUCCAGAACCAACCAAAGUCACCUUUGCCUCUGAGUUGGAUCUCCUUGCAGAGCUCUACUGUACCUGCAUUUCUGAAAACUUGGUACCCAACAUUUUUGUGGAGCUGUUUUUUGUGAUGCAGCUUCUCACGUCUCAGUCUCCUCACAACCAUGAUGCUGAUGACCAGGACAGUUUCUGUGCUGCAAAUGCAGAUGUCCUGGAGAGGUGUUACUUAAGACAAGUACACAACUGUGUGUAUUUUGCGAUCCAGGUCCUGGAGAAUCAGUUUCAGCUGAUCGCUCAGUUAGACAAAUGCACGCUGCGUCUGCUGGCGGAGAACGAGAGAGUGGCAUCUUUUGCUCCAGAUUUCAGGGACCGUUUGACUCUGGCGCAGGAUCAAAGCGCUGCCACGAUUUCUCCUUCAGUUUCUACUUUCAUCCACUCAGUACCCUUCCAGCCUGCGACUGACAACCGCUCCAACUUCAACAGUGACCGUGCCUUCCACACUUUCAAAAAACAAAGGGACAUGUUCUAUGAGGUGCUGCGAGAGUGGGAGGACUUCCACAAGGAGCCAGCCUGGAGCUUUGAUGCUGCUCUUGGGAGUCGGAUUAGAGGAAUGAUGAGUCAGUUGACGUCCGCAGGAAACCAUUCCCAUUUCGCCCGUCUCUUCCUGAAGCAGCUCAUUCAGAUGUGUAAGGGCCCCAGAGUGAGUGGCUCCGCGGGGGACCAGCCUGAUGCUGAUUUGCUGGGCAUCGUGGGAGCGGAAAGUCUCGGCCGUCUCAAGCGACUCGAAGAGCGUCUCAUCCAGCCUCAGGGCGUUUCGGGGCCGUGCCCUCCUCCGUCCUUCCCGGGCCACCAGGAGUUCUUCAGGGAUUUCCUUCAGACGGCCAGCUGUUGUCAGCUGAACCAGCAUCUGCAGGACAGCUUGUGUCAGCAGCUCUUACAGCUGGAUGAAGUCUCCAUCCUGAUCGGUAACACAUCUGCCGGGGACACCGCGCCUGAGCAAGAUGGAGACAUGGAGCAGCAGGAUGACAAGCAGCGCUUCACCUCGGUUCUGCUGCUCGCUCGUCUUCUGGCAAAAUUCAUGGGCUUCAUCUCGUUCCUUCCGUACCAAACUUCAGAGAAAACCUCCAAGGAGAUUCAGGAGACCGCCAUCGCUCUCCGCAGCAAGAGCGUUCCAGUUCUGGAUGUCUGUGCUGUGCUGAAAAACAGUGUGAGGAGGAAGCGUACUAUUCUUACUGUGCCCUGGCUGGUGGAGUUCCUCUCCAUGCUCGACUUCAUCGGCCCGUUUCUGGACUGCUACAGAACCGUGUUGGGCUCCUUGCUCCUUCUCUACAAGAGCUUGUUGCUCAGCAGUUGUGGGGAGAUGUGCUACCUGAACAAGCUGCUGCUGGUGUCCAUGUUGGGAUGGCUCUUCCAGAUCCCUGUGAUUCCUGAGGACAUUUUCUUUACCAAUGAGUUCACCAUCAAGGCUGAGCUGGAGAAAGACUCCAGUGCGUCUGGACUUGACUGUAUUCCUUUGGUGGAUCAGCAGCUUCUUUACACCUGCUGUCCGUUUCUGGGAGAGUUCCGGAAACUCCUCGCUGCGUUCGUGUCCGGAAGCACGUCAAAGAGCGGAGGAAUCAUCCGGAAAAUCACCCCCACCUCAGCCGAGCAUCGAGAUCCGCCGUGUUUGAUUCGAUACCAGCACAAGCUCCAGGAGGACCUAGAGGAAGCCUUCUUUCAUAACCAGCCACCAUCUCUGCGGCGCACCGUGGAGUUUGUCGCUGAGCGGGUUGGUUCCAACGCAGUCAAGCAUAUGAAAGCUACUUUAUUCAGCGAGUUGUUGGAGAAGGGUGAGAAGAUGCUGAGGGAGGGACUCGAGUCCACGAAGUCCGAUCCUGUCAAACUGAAAGAUGUCAUCUGCACACAGCUGUGUGAGGCAGGCAUGGAGGCUCUGAGCCGAGCUAUGAGUUUUUGCAGUGAGAAGAGCCCGGAGGCGAUCCGGAUCCUGCUCCCUGAUGAGACCUCUGCUGCCGUUUUGACCACCGCCGAGAACAUCACUAAGCACCUGGCGACAAAAAAGGCCUGCAGCUGGCUGUCGGCUAAAAUUAACGAGGUGAUCCAGCGGGAGUGGAAGAGCAGGUACGAUCGCAUCAUGAAGUCUCUGGGAAGCUCCACUGCUGCAGAGUCCAGCACUGUGGCAGAGCCACUUGACUCAGGCUCUCAAGGACAGAACACCACUCCAAAGAGGAAACAAAGAAGUGAACAAGUUCUCUCCUGCCCUCCGUCCUGCAGCCACAGUGCUCUUCUUCCCUCUGACGUCCUCAUUCAGAUCAAAGACGUGUUGAGUGUCGCUGUGGGUCCCAGGACAGAUGAGGAGCUCCCCACAGGCUCGCAGCUUAAAGUGAUGAUUCGAAAUGCAGGAGAGACUCUAGCCUGCAGGAAGUUCUCCACCACAGUGUCGGACCAGAUGAUCCUCAACACAACUGUCCUGCUGGCAUGCAAGCUCGUGUCUGCAGAGCUACCGCUGAUCUCUGUGUCAGGACCCGGUGACAGAGAUUCAGGGGACGAGCCGUCGGUCAGUGAGCUGCUGAAACUUCUGGUUGGAUUGUGGGAGCAAGACUUCUGCUCCUCCGCCCCUCUCCACCUCCUCUUUUCACACGUCACGGUCACCGCAGUGCUGACAGGGAGCGACACUGAGUGGAACAACUACCUGUGCCUGAUCGGACUACUUGACAGCAGAGGACUCCUGAGUGAUCAGCUCGUGUCUCAGUGGCAGAGUCUCAGAGAGCAGCUGAUACCAGCAGAGCGCCAGGAGAAGAUCCAGCUGCCCUCACAAAACCCAAAACUCUUUCUAAAACUCCCAAAUCAAAAAGACCUGCUGCAGGUGUCGGAACGAACACUAGAGGGCGCUACAUGAUGAACAUCUGUACGUCCAAACGUUUGGGAAGUGCCUUUUAAUAUGCAAUGUUUCAGAUAACUUAUCGAAUGCACGACUGCAUUUUUAGUAGUUUCUGUUCAUGUUGAACAAGUUCUGUAUUAAAACGCUGAUUUUACUGCAACUGUAUUUUAUGCUGACCUCCAAAGUGAAAGAAUAAUAAAGGUA
Synchiropus splendidus (mandarinfish) is the source of this 4185-nucleotide messenger RNA. It is a transcript of the gene cdan1, whose product is annotated as codanin 1. The record is from RefSeq and is a predicted model, not a curated record. NCBI's taxonomy places the organism in Eukaryota, Metazoa, Chordata, Actinopteri, Syngnathiformes, Callionymidae. The transcript has 29 exons. The coding region runs from base 40 to 3999 and encodes 1319 amino acids. Gene Ontology annotation, biological process: chromatin organization. Gene Ontology annotation, cellular component: nucleus.